Messenger RNA from Lodderomyces pseudojiufengensis, 3930 nucleotides. RefSeq names its product 5-oxoprolinase (gene HYU1). Gene Ontology annotation, biological process: glutathione metabolic process. The record is from RefSeq and is a predicted model, not a curated record. Lineage: Eukaryota; Fungi; Ascomycota; Pichiomycetes; Serinales; Debaryomycetaceae. Gene Ontology annotation, cellular component: cytosol. Gene Ontology annotation, molecular function: 5-oxoprolinase (ATP-hydrolyzing) activity. The transcript has a single exon. The coding region runs from base 1 to 3930 and encodes 1309 amino acids.
AUGGUACAAGGUAUUCAAAUUUCAAUUGAUAGAGGUGGAACAUUUUGUGAUGUUAUAGCAAAAAUUCCAAAUGAAAAAGAUUAUGUUUUUAAACUAUUAUCAGUUGAUCCUCAAAAUUAUAAGGAUGCUCCAACUGAAGGUAUUAGAAGAAUUUUAGAAAAAGUAAAUUCAACCACAAUUCCUAAAGAUUCAAAGUUAAAAUUAGAUCAAAUUCAAAGUAUUAGAAUGGGAACAACAGUUGCAACAAAUGCAUUAUUAGAAAGAAAAGGAGCAAAAGUAUUACUUAUUACUACAAAGGGUUUCAAAGAUGUAUUAGUUAUAGGAAAUCAAACAAGACCAAAUAUUUUUGAUUUAACUGCAAAAAAAUUAGGACAUUUAUAUCAUAAAGUUUUGGAAAUUGAUGAAAGAGUAACUAUAGCUGGAUUUUCUGAAGGUGGUGGUGACAAAUUAAAAAUUGAAACUAAAGAAGAUCCUGAAUUGAAAGAAAGUGUAACUGGUGAUAUUGUACGAAUUAUAAAAAAACCUAAUUAUGAUUUAAUCAAAGAACAAUUGCAAAACAUAUAUGAUGAAGGAGAAAUUAAAACUAUAGCAUUGUCAUUGUUGCAUGCUUAUGCUUAUCCAGAACAUGAAGCUAAAGUUGCCAAAAUAGCCAAAGAUAUUGGAUUUACAGUUUCUGUGUCUCAUGAACUACAACCAAUGAUUGGAUUUGUUAAUAGAACAUCAUCAACAGUCGCAGAUGCUUAUUUAUCACCAGUUAUAGAUGAAUAUAUACAAAAUUUUGGUGCUGGAUUCGAAGGUGGUUUAAAUGCUUUUGGUAAUAAGUUGUUAUUUAUGCAAUCAAAUGGUGGGCUAUGUCCUUGGUAUAAAUUUACUGGUUUGAAAGCUAUCUUAUCUGGCCCAGCUGGUGGUAUGGUUGGAUUUGGAGAAACUUGUUAUGAUGAUAUUACUGAAAGAGCCACGAUUGGAUUUGAUGCUGGUGGUACAUCAACUGAUGUCUCGAGAUUUGCAGGGUCAUUUGAGCACAUAUACGAAACUGUUGUUAGUGAAAUCAAUUUGCAAACACCUCAAUUGGAUAUAUCAACUGUUGCUGCUGGUGGUGGUUCAAUGUUAUUUUGGAAAAACAAUAUGUUUGUCGUUGGACCCGAAUCUGCUGGUUCUGAUCCUGGUCCUGCUUGUUAUAGAAAAGGUGGUCCAUUAACAGUUACAGAUGCAAACUUAUUGUUGGGAAGAUUACUUCCGGAUCAUUUUCCAAAAAUAUUUGGACCAAAUCAAGACCAACCUUUAGAUUAUGAUAUUGUGAAAGAAAAAUUUGAAAAAUUAACUAGAGAAAUCAAUUUGGAUCAAGCAACCACAGGAAACAUUUUAAGUCCUGAACAAGUAGCUAGUGGGUUUUUAAAAGUUGCAGUUGAAUCAAUGGCUAGACCUAUAAGAAAUUUAACUGAAGCAAAAGGUCACGAAUCGGCCUCUCAUAAUUUAGCAUCUUUUGGUGGCUCUGGUGGUCAAUUUGCAGUUCCUUUAGCUAAAAAUUUAGGAAUUACCAAAAUUGCAGUUCAUAAAUAUUCAUCAUUAUUAUCAGCAUAUGGAAUUCAUUUGGCAGAUAUUGUAAUUGAGAAACAAUCUCCAGCUUCUUUGGUAUAUGAGAAACUGAGCUUAAAAAUUCUUUUUGACAAGAUAAAGCAAUUAAUCAUAGACGCUGAAAAGGAUUAUCAUGAUCAAAAAUUAACUCAAUUCAAAACAAGAACGGAAGUUUACUUAAAUAUGAGAUAUGUUGGAAGUGAUACCCAUUUGUUGAUUCAAUCAAAUAUUGAUGAGAUAGAUGCUGAUGAGAAAUUUAUUUCCAGACACAAAUCAGAAUUUGGAUUUAAUCUAGAUCGAAAAGUUUUAGUUGAUGAUGUUCAAGUAUUAUUAAUUGUUGAAUCCGAUGAUAAAGAAAAACACAAUCCGUAUGAAGAGUUUAAAAAUUUGACAACUUCGAGUGCACCUCCGGCAAAUAUAAUUCAAAAAGUUUAUUUUGAAAUUCAAGGUUGGUUAGAUACAUCUGUUUAUGCAUUGUCAGAAUUGAAAAAGGGUGCUAUCAUUCCUGGUCCUGCUAUUAUAAUCGACGAUACUCAAACCAUUAUUGUUGAACCAAGGUCAAAAGCUGCUAUAAUUUCGAAUCAUAUUUUGAUAGAUGUUGAACAAGAAGAGAAACCACAGCUCUCAAAAUUCAAUGUAGAUCCAGUUCAAUUAUCAGUUUUUGGUCAUCGAUUUAUGUCAAUUGCUGAGCAAAUGGGUAGAACAUUACAACAAACUGCUAUAUCAACGAAUAUAAAGGAGAGAUUGGACUUCUCAUGUGCAAUCUUUGAUCACAACGGAGAUUUGAUAGCUAAUGCUCCACAUAUACCAAUUCAUUUAGGUUCAAUGUCAUAUGCUGUUAAAGCUCAAUUGGAGAUUUGGAAAGGUAAAUUAAAACCAGGAGAUGUUUUAGUAUCUAAUCAUCCAAAAGCUGGUGGAUCUCAUUUACCUGAUAUUACGGUCAUAACCCCUGUUUUAAAUGAUAAAAAUGAGCCAAUAUUCUGGACAGCGUCAAGAGGGCAUCAUGCUGAUAUCGGUUCAAUUGCUGCUGGUUCAAUGCCACCUAACUCAAAAACAAUUUAUGAUGAAGGUGCUGCAGUUAUUACUCAUAAAUUAUGCUCGGAAGGAAAAUUUGAUGAGGAAGGAGUGAUAAGAAUAUUGGUCGAUGAACCUGCAAAACAACCAGGUGGAUCAGGUACAAGAACAUUAAGUGAUAACAUUUCCGAUUUAAAAGCUCAAGUUGCUGCAAAUUAUAAAGGUAUAGUUUUGUUGCAAAAAUUAGUUGAAGAUUUUACAUAUGAUGUUAUUAAACUUUAUAUGGGUGGUAUUCAAUCAACUGCUGAAAUCGCAGUUAGGAAUUUAUUAAAAUUAGCAUAUGCAAAAUUUGGAUCAAAAGAAUUGAAAGGUAUUGAUUAUAUUGAUGAUGGUACAGCUAUAGCUUUAACUGUUACUAUUGAUCCGGAAAGUGGAUCCGCAUUGUUUGAUUUUACUGAGACUGGUGAUGAAAUUUAUGGCAAUUUAAAUGCUCCGACUGCUAUCUUGUACUCAGCCGUGUUAUAUGUUUUGAGAUGUUUGAUAAGUACAGAUAUACCGUUAAAUAAUGGCUGUUUGAGACCAAUCAAAUUCAAAACUAGAGAUGGAUCAUUAGUAGCACCAUCUUAUGAUGCAGCUGUUGUAGGUGGUAAUGUUGAAACAACUCAAAGAAUUGUUGAUGUAAUGUUGAAAACUUUUGAAGCAGCAGCUGGUUCACAAGGUACAUGUAACAAUCUAACAUUUGGAGUGAGUGAUAAAGAAAAUGGAAUUUCAUUUGGUUAUUACGAAACAAUUUGUGGAGGUUCAGGAGCAGGCCCAACUUGGGAUGGUCAAUCAGUAGUUCAAUGUCAUACAACAAACACAAGAAUGACAGAUACUGAGAUAUUUGAAAAGAGAUAUCCUGUAUUAUUGCAUGAAUUCUCGGUAAGGAAAAAUUCUGGAGGUGAAGGUUUACAUAAAGGUGGUGAUGGUGUCAUUAGAGAUAUUGAAUUUCUAUACCCAUUAGAGGUUUCAUGUUUGAUGGAAAGAAGAAGUUUGGCUCCAUACGGAUUAUUAGGUGGUAAAGAAGGUAAAAGAGGUGUUAAUUACUGGUAUUAUAAUGAUUCUAACGAUGAAAACAAAGUACAGAAAAGAAAGUCAAUAGGUGGAAAAUGCACUGUUAAGGUACAAAAGGGAGACAGAAUUGUAAUUUGUACCCCUGGUGGUGGAGGAUUUGGCGAUAAGAGUGAGGAAUUGAAAAAAUCAGGUGCUACUAGAUCUGUCAAUUAUCCAAUAGAAAGUACCAAACCUUCGAAACUAACAGGUUCAGUCGGUAUGAGAUCGAUUAUACAAGACACCAAUUAA